AUGUCUGUUGGCCGAAAGGUAUUCCACUGUGUGGUUGAUGAAACCUGUCUUACCACCAACCUCGGAGAAAUCAAGAAGUGGACGUCGCAGGAUGCUAUUGCCCUCAUCGUGCCGUUAUACACCCUUGAGCGUCUCCAUAUUCUAAAGAAAGGUGGCUCCCAGAGUGGUAUCAACGCGCGCGAGGCCGUCCGCUUCCUCGAUCGUGUUACGUCCGGGAAACAUAACAUUUCAGCUGAGAAGGUAACUCUUCAAGGGCCUAUGGAACAAUUUUCAAGAUGGGGAGAUGCCGAGAAAUACAUUCUUCCUGAAUUCAAAGAAGAAGCCCCUGCUACUCCCGCCCAUGACACCGUUGAAUAUACGCUCAAGGAAGAGAAAUCCCCGGCAGGAGAUAUCCAGCCCAAUGCUCCCAGCGCCCGUGAAAUAAACGACAUGUCGCAGAUGCUUCUGAGCAAGUUGAACUUCAAAAAGGACAAAGAACCGUGCUCCACUUCUGCUGCCUCUGCCGGGACUUCUAGCGGCCCUGCAUCACCUACGUCUGGUGGUUCCCGUGCGAGCCCUGAGUGCUCAUCCCGUCAACUGGAAAAUGAUGCAGUUAACGGUGAAGCAGCUAUUAAUAAUGAGGACCCUAGUGCUAGCGUGAAAUAUGUUGCUCCUGCCGUCCCCAACGUCUUAAAACCGCUCUUGAACGCUGUCCUAUGGCGGUUGCAUGCCCUCCCUACUAUAUCAGCUCCCCAAUCUAGCUGCAUCCUCGUCACAAAUGACAGAGAGACCCAGGUUUGGGCCCAGAAGUUCGGUAUUAUUGUGAAGAAUAUAGCUCAACUCCGCACGUCCAUCAUCUACGAGGAAAAGGAAUUCAAAAAUCAUUGCAAAUAUAUGGAAAAGAACCAGAAGGAGAAUCCGAAUCAAAAUCCGACCGAACCAAAGCCUUUGCUGUCCUACGAGGAUGAGAGUGAUGAGGAUGUUCUAGUUUUCGUGCCACGAAAGCAAGGAAAAGCCGGACAGCAGACACCAGCACGGACUCCCGUCAAGAAUACACCAGGACGCGGCAAUAAAAUGGCUACCAACAAUUCCACUAGCGCUGGACGGCCCAGAGCUCCUUCAACUGCCGCUGAAACUACUCCGCUGGAGGUACCUUCGGCUCCAAUUGACCCGGACUCGUUCAGCCGUAGCAUCGGAAUGACCAAGCAAAACACGUCCCCCAAUGGCAAUCCGUCUCCAACGCCAGCAAACCGCAGCUCAUCCAAUCCGAACCCCCGAGGAAACGGAAAUCGCCGUGGUGGACCUCGCGGUGGAGGUUUUAGGGGAGCCGCACGUGGGCGUGGAAAGCUCUGGGUUCCUUGA
Trichophyton verrucosum HKI 0517 is the source of this 1341-nucleotide messenger RNA. RefSeq lists its product as uncharacterized. The transcript has 2 exons. The coding region runs from base 1 to 1341 and encodes 446 amino acids. Lineage: Eukaryota; Fungi; Ascomycota; Eurotiomycetes; Onygenales; Arthrodermataceae. The record is from RefSeq and is a predicted model, not a curated record.